Molecule: messenger RNA, 1533 nt
Organism: Emys orbicularis (European pond turtle)
Lineage: Eukaryota; Metazoa; Chordata; Testudines; Emydidae
Gene: KCNG1
Product: potassium voltage-gated channel modifier subfamily G member 1
Exons: 2
Coding region: 1-1533 (510 amino acids)
Biological process (GO): regulation of delayed rectifier potassium channel activity; protein homooligomerization; potassium ion transmembrane transport
Cellular component (GO): membrane; voltage-gated potassium channel complex
Molecular function (GO): delayed rectifier potassium channel activity; protein binding
Source: RefSeq, a predicted model, not a curated record
AUGACUCUUUUAACAGGAGAAAAUUCUGAUUAUGACUAUAGCGCCCUGAGCUGUGCUUCAGAUACCUCCUUCAACCACACGUUCUUUCCAGAAACAGAAACCCUCAAGGGAGUCUUUUACCAAAGAGCCAAGCUAAUUCACCCUGAAGAGGAUCUCUUUAAAAGCAUUCACCCUGAGGACCGGAAGCAUCAUAUCAUCAUAAAUGUAGGGGGCAUUAAAUACUUGCUGCCCUGGACCACACUUGAUGAGUUUCCCCUGACGCGCUUGGGCCAAUUGAAAUUUUGUAAUAAUUUUGACGAAAUUCUAAACAUUUGCGAUGAUUACGAUGUGACGUGCAAUGAAUUCUUUUUCGACCGCAACCCAGGGGCGUUUAGGACAAUCCUGACAUUUUUGCGGGUUGGGAAGCUUCGGCUCAUGCGAGAGAUGUGCGCUCUUUCUUUCCAAGAGGAGCUGCUCUACUGGGGCAUUGAGGAGGACAGUCUGGAAUGGUGCUGCAAGAGGAGGUAUCUGCAAAAAAUGGAGGAGUUUACAGAAAUGAACGAAAGCGAAGACGAUGACCUCAUAGAGAAUGAAAACCCAGGCGAAACAGUGGAGGAGACAAGAGCCAGCUUGUGCAUGAAAAAGUUACAAGACAUGGUGGAGAGGCCUCAGUCUGGGCUUCCUGGGAAAGUAUUUGCAUGUUUGUCUGUAUUGUUUGUGACCAUUACUGCAGUGAACCUAUCCAUCAGCACCAUGCCCGACUUAAGAGAGGAGGAGGAGAGAGGUGAAUGCUCCCAGAUGUGCUACAAUAUUUUCAUCGUGGAGUCUGUCUGUGUGGCAUGGUUUUCCUUGGAAUUCCUGUUGAGAUUCAUUCAGGCAAAGAACAAGUUUGUAUUUCUGAGGAGACCAUUAACCCUGAUUGACAUUAUUGCCAUUCUGCCCUAUUAUAUCACUUUACUAGUAGAUACCACUUCGGUGGGCUUUAAAAAGCCAACCUCUGGCAACAUCUAUCUGGACAAAGUAGGUCUGGUGCUCCGCAUACUCCGUGCCUUGAGGAUUCUAUAUGUCAUGCGGCUGGCCAGGCACUCCCUCGGCCUGCAGACUUUAGGACUCACCGCUCGCAGGUGUACCCGGGAGUUUGGACUCUUGCUGCUCUUCCUCUGCGUAGCCAUUGCGCUUUUUGCGCCGCUCUUGUAUGUCAUUGAGAAUGAGAUGGCGGACUCACAGGAGUUUACCAGCAUCCCUGCGUGCUACUGGUGGGCAGUAAUCACCAUGACAACAGUAGGCUAUGGCGACAUGGUUCCCAGAAGCAUUCCAGGUCAGGUGGUGGCUUUAAGCAGCAUUCUGAGUGGCAUUCUCCUCAUGGCAUUUCCAGUCACCUCCAUCUUCCACACGUUUUCACGCUCCUACAUUGAGCUGAAGCAAGAGCAGGAAAGAAUCAUGUUCAGGAAAGCACAAUUCUUAUUAAAAACUAAGUCUCAGCUAAGUAAUGCAUCACAAAGGAGUGACAUUUUAUUUCCCAGUAUCUCUUCUGAGACUAGGGACAACGACUGA